Scedosporium apiospermum is the source of this 822-nucleotide messenger RNA. RefSeq names its product 15-hydroxyprostaglandin dehydrogenase (NAD(+)). NCBI's taxonomy places the organism in Eukaryota, Fungi, Ascomycota, Sordariomycetes, Microascales, Microascaceae. The transcript is spliced from 2 exons. Gene Ontology annotation, cellular component: cytoplasm. Bases 1 to 822 code for a protein of 273 amino acids. Gene Ontology annotation, molecular function: oxidoreductase activity, acting on the CH-OH group of donors, NAD or NADP as acceptor. The record is from RefSeq and is a predicted model, not a curated record.
AUGCGACCUAAAGUUGCCGUCAUUACCGGCGCCGCCUCCGGAAUUGGCCUCGCACUGACCCGGGACCUCGUCUCCAAGGGGUGGAACGUUGCGAUUGGUGAUAUAAACUCGCAAAGGGGUGAGGAACUUUCUGCUGAGCUCGGUUCCGCCGUAUGCUUCCAGCGUACCGAUGUCUCCAGCUGGGAGCAACUCGCAGUGCUGUUCAAGAAAGCCUGGAUGACGUGGGGUCGAAUUGACUUCCAUGCUGCAAACGCCGGCAUUGACGACAAGGAAUCGCUGCAUGGGUCAGCAUCACUGAGCGACGACGACGAGCCGUCCAAACCCGAUCUUACGGUAGUCAACGUUGAUUUGUUGUCGGUGUUUUAUGGCGUCCGACUGGCGACACACUACUUUCGCAAGAAUGAAGUCAAGGGAGGCAAGAUUGUCGUGACGAGCUCGUCCGCAGGCCUGUACGCCCUGGCGCAGCUCCCGCAGUAUUCGGCAUGCAAACAUGCGCUCGUUGGGCUGACAAGGGCAAUGGCCCAACCACUGCGUGCCGAGAAUAUCACGAUUAAUGCCAUCCUCCCUGCAUUUGUUAUCACCAACCUUGCUCCGGGCCCGCUGAAUAGCAUUUGGCCCAAAGAGCACACCACUCCCAUGUCGACUAUCCUGAGAGCGUUCAAUUUAUAUUUGGAUACAGAUAUGACGGGUCAGAUUGGGGAGUGCAGUUUGGAGGAGAUCUACUUCAGAAUGCAGCCAGAGUAUGCAAACGCCAGCCAGAAAUGGAUCGUUGAAGAAAGCGGAGGUUUGUGGGAGCGGGCAUACCCUCCUUCGGAGAGGUGA